AUGGAGUGGACCAAUGGCACUGUGGUGAGAGAGUUUGUCUUCCUGGGCUUCUCUGCUCUGACUGGGCUGCAGCAGCUACUCUUCGUGAUCUUCCUGCUCCUCUACCUCUUCACUCUGGGCACCAAUGCCAUCAUCAUUUCCACCAUUGUGCUGGACAGAGCCCUUCAUACUCCCAUGUACUUCUUCCUCUCGGUCCUCUCCUGCUCUGAGACUUGUUAUACCUUUGUUAUUGUGCCCAAGAUGCUGGUGGACCUGCUGACUGAGAAGAAGACCAUCUCCUUCCUGGGCUGUGCCAUCCAGAUGUUCACCUUCCUCUUCCUGGGCUGCUCUCACUCCUUCCUGCUGGCAGCCAUGGGUUAUGAUCGCUAUGUGGCCAUCUGCAACCCACUGCGCUACACUUUGCUCAUGGGCCAGAGAGUGUGUGUGGGACUAGUGGCUGCUGCCUAUGCCUGUGGUUUCACAGUGGCUCAGAUCAUCACAUCUUUGGUAUUUCAUCUGCCCUUCCACUCCUCCAACCAACUGCAUCACUUCUUCUGUGACAUCUCUCCUGUCCUCAAACUGGCAUCUUACCAUACCCAUUUCAGUCAGAUUAUCAUCUUCAUGCUCUGUGCAUUGGUCUUGGUUGUUCCCCUGUUGAUGAUCUUGGUAUCUUACAUUCGUAUCAUCUUGGCAAUCAUCCAGUUUCCUUCCACGCUGGGCAGGUACAAAGCUUUCUCCACCUGUGCUUCUCACCUCAUUAUUGUCAUUGUCCACUAUGGCUGUGCCUCUUUUAUCUACCUAAGGCCUAAGUCCAACUACUCCUCAAGCCAGGAUGCUCUGAUAUCAGUAUCCUACACCAUCCUAACUCCAUUAUUCAACCCAAUGAUUUAUAGCUUAAGAAAUAAAGAGUUCAAAUCAGCUCUUUGUAGAGUUGUGGGAAGAACAAUUUCUCUGCCACAUUAA
Messenger RNA from Sciurus carolinensis (gray squirrel), 942 nucleotides. Its product is annotated as olfactory receptor 10K2. The record is from RefSeq and is a predicted model, not a curated record. Lineage: Eukaryota; Metazoa; Chordata; Mammalia; Rodentia; Sciuridae. Bases 1 to 942 code for a protein of 313 amino acids. Gene Ontology annotation, cellular component: membrane. Gene Ontology annotation, molecular function: G protein-coupled receptor activity; olfactory receptor activity. Gene Ontology annotation, biological process: G protein-coupled receptor signaling pathway. The transcript has a single exon.